AUGGCGGCAAGAAGAGAGAAACUGUUCGUGGCUGUUACACUACUGCUACUGGGAUCUGUCAUGAAUCAACCUCAACUAACAGGUGCAAAACUAAUAGGCGUUUGCAAUGGACGAGUUGCUAAUAAUCUACCAUCUGAAGAAGAAGUUGUGCAAUUCUAUAACUUAAAGGGCAUAAAGAUGAUGCGCAUAUACGAUCCAAAUGAAGCAACCCUUCACGCCCUCAUGGGAACAAAUAUACAACUCAUCCUUGGUGUGCCCAAUGAAGACCUUGCAUCCCUUGUUGACCCUUUGGCUGCAAGUUGUUGGAUAAGCCAAAAUGUAAUAGCUUUUUCACCCCAGGUUAAGUUCAAGUACAUUGCUGUUGGAAACGAAGUGAAGCCUCUUGAUGCAAAUGCCCAGUUUGUCUUGCCGGCAAUGCAAAAUAUAUACAAUGCAUUAGUAUCAGCUAAUUUACAAACCCAGAUUAAGGUCUCAACAGCAGUUGAUGCAACACUUUUAGGGUCAUCUUUUCCUCCAUCAAGUGGUGCAUUUAGUGAAAGUUCUAGCUCAUAUAUAACCCCAAUUGUCCAAUUCCUAGCAAAUGUUAAAGCUCCAUUUCUGGCCAAUGUUUAUCCUUACUUUAGUUACGUCGGUGACCCAGUAAACAUCAGACUCGACUACACCUUAUUUACUGUACCAGAUGGCGAAAGUGUGGUUAAAGAUGGUUCAUUAUCUUAUUAUAACAUGUUUGAUGCAAUGUUAGAUGCUUUUUACUCUGCUCUUGACAAGGUUGGAGGAUCUUCAGUGGAAAUUGUUGUGUCGGAGAGCGGUUGGCCGUCUGCUGGUGGGUUUGCUGCUACAGUUAGUAAUGCUGGUACUUACUAUAAGAAUUUGAUUGAACAUGUAGAUAAAGGGACUCCAAAGAGGCCAGGAAAAGCGAUUGAGACUUACUUGUUUGCCUUAUUUGAUGAAAAUCAAAAGGGACCUGCAGAGACUGAGCAACAUUUUGGUCUCUUCUCCCCGGAUAAGCAGGCCAAGUACGAGAAUAUUAUUUUUAAUUAA
Messenger RNA from Carica papaya (papaya), 1041 nucleotides. Its product is annotated as glucan endo-1,3-beta-glucosidase-like. The record is from RefSeq and is a predicted model, not a curated record. Gene Ontology annotation, molecular function: hydrolase activity, hydrolyzing O-glycosyl compounds. Gene Ontology annotation, biological process: carbohydrate metabolic process. Lineage: Eukaryota; Viridiplantae; Streptophyta; Magnoliopsida; Brassicales; Caricaceae.